AUGGUAUCCUUCAGUCACCUAUCCCGCCUCGCGCUGGCGUUUCCCGUCCUGGUCGCUGCGAUUCCCCACGACCUGGCCAGAUUUCCGUCCCUCAGAAUCCACAACCACUGCCUCGAUGCUCCAGUCUGUUCGGCACCUAUCCUACCGGAAAUUGCACCCGCGUAUAGUUUCGCAAUCGCGCCCGGUACAAGCUACAACCAACCGUUGACACCGGAAUACCUGAACGGCCUAGGCGCCACGAUCCAGUGCAGCCGCGCUGGCUACGAAGGCGUCACAGGAAUCGAAUGGACGCGCGAGCCUGCGUUAGGCAAGCUGUCCAUCAAUCUGUCCAACGUGAAGGGCAAAGUCUUCUCGGACCAUGGCCAAAGCAUGUACAUGCAUGGGUAUGACGUCUGGGGAUCGUGUGGUGACGCGAUCUGCGGAGCAGGUGAUUACGACUGUAAAGAUAUCUACGAGGUUCAUGACGAUGCUCGAGGCAUGAGGACGUGUUCCGCGGACACGUGGGUAGAUUGGCAUUUGUGCGCUGGUGAUCCCGACAGUCGCGAAGAGCCGCCAUUGCUGCCCCUGGAUGGUCAAAGCCAGCAACCGGAGCCAGAGGAACCCGAGCCUGUUGAACCAGCGCCCGAAGAGCCCGAGCCAGAGGAGCCAGAGGAGCCAGAGCAGCCAGAGCAGCCAGAGCAGCCAGAGGAGCCCGAGGAGCCAGAGGAGCCAGAGGAGCAAGAGGAGCCAGAGGAGCCAGAGCAGCCCGAGGAGCCAGAGGAGCCCGAGGAGCCCGAGGAGCCAGAGGAGCCAGAGGAUCCAGAGGAGCCAGAAGAACCAGAGGAACCAGAAAGCGAGGAGUCAGCGCCCGAAGAACUAGAAGCGGAGGAGCCAGUGCCCGUUGAAACACAACCGGAGGAGAAUGAUGCAGAACAGGAUGAGGCAGAAGGAGAACAGCAGGAAUAA
Messenger RNA from Cyphellophora attinorum, 945 nucleotides. Its product is annotated as IgA FC receptor. The transcript has a single exon. The record is from RefSeq and is a predicted model, not a curated record. Bases 1 to 945 code for a protein of 314 amino acids. Lineage: Eukaryota; Fungi; Ascomycota; Eurotiomycetes; Chaetothyriales; Cyphellophoraceae.